GGUCCCUCCACAAAAAAGUAUGUUUGGACUUGGAUUUUCUGUGGUAUGGCCAGCCCGCAAACUUGAGGGGCGGGCUCGGUUUUUAUGUUCAAGAGUCAAGACUCAUUCAUUGCCCCCUCCACAGCUCCAACUAGCAUUUUCGCUUUUGUCUCUAUUUCAGGAACCAAACAUGGUGUAAGUGAUUUAAAUGGACUAAAAGUAUGUGUUGGGAAGUGUUGAAUGUAUGUACAAAAAUGACUUUCAUGUUUGGAGUGCCCAAAUUCUUCCUACUGAUAGAGUGCAUUUAUAGGAAAUACACUCAUUUCUUAAGCUGCCCGAACUUAAUUGUAUAGCUUUCUUAACAUGUUUUUCCCCUCAUGGUGUUUGGUACGUAUUUCCAGAGGAGAUGUUUGGAUCAAGACAAAAACAGAAAAUGCAUAUGGCUGGAACAGACCAAGAUGAAUUCGUAGACCCGUCUGAUCUGGCUGAUCCGGACAGUCGUUUUUGUGAAUUCAAUGGAGUACAGAUACACCACAAGAUACGCGAUGGAGGCCAACCAAACGCGUCACUAGAAAGGAUCGGCUCACUGUCUCAUUCCCAUCAAAGUAAAAGAAUCACAAACUUUCCAAUGGUUCUGUUACACGGCUUUGGAGCCUCGGUUUUUUCGUGGGAGCGGGCCAUGAAACCACUUGCCAAGAUCAGUGGCUCCAAAGUGCUUGCCUUUGAUAGACCGGCGUUUGGAUUGACCUCAAGACCGAUUCCGGUUGAUAACAGAGCUUUGAAUCCCUACUCUAUGAUGUUUUCUGUACUUGCAACACAUUACUUCAUUCACUGCUUGGCAGCUGAUAAGGCAGUUCUAGUGGGACACUCAGCGGGUGGCGGUGUAGCACUCGAGGCGUAUUUUGAAGCACCCGAACGUGUAGCCGCUCUUAUUCUUGUUGACCCUGCAAUUGUUGCACCGUUUACCUCACAGAAAGACAACCAAAGUGCAGGAAAUAGUCAUAUAGAUAACAGGAACUCAGAGUCGUCCUUGUCAAGCAAAAAAUGGAAUUUAUUUGGAAAGCUUUUGAGCAUUUUAACAAACUUUACCAAACUUGUUGCACAAGUAAUAACCGGCAUUGUCAAAGGAAUGGGACAAAUGCUCAACUCUCUAUGUAUGAAAGUUUUAGCUGCAUUCCUGCGCUCUUCCAUCACUCUUUGCCUGGUGAGACUGGUAAUCAGUAUGUUUGGUACAACUUUACUUCGAUGUGCAUGGUAUGAUCGAACGCAAGUAACAGAGUACAUCUUAGAAGGUUACACAAAGCCUCUGAGGGUGAAAGGAUGGGAUCGGGCGCUUGUUGAAUAUGUAAUAGCAAUGCUUACAGAUUCAAAGUUGCGAUCAAAGCCGCCACUUUCACAAAGACUGAGUGAAAUCAAAUGUCCAGUUUUGAUCGUCACUGGAGACAAAGACCGAUUCAUCCCUGCUUGGAACUCAGAAAGACUGUCCCAAGCUAUCCCUGGGUCUUGCUAUGAAGUGAUCAAGAACUCUGGUCACUUGCCUCAUGAGGAGAGGGUGGAAGAAUUUGUCUCCGUUGUGGACAGGUUUUUUCAAAAGGUGUUUGGUGAGGUAGAAGAACCACUCCUGCAAGUAGUUAGUUAGUUAGUUACGCAAAUAAUUCGUUCAAUUGGUCGGUCCCGAGGGACCCUAGGGAUGAGAUUCAUCCUUGGAAAAUAUAAAUAUUUCGUGCACAGCAACGACAAUCAAUUCUUAGUCAUUGAUUGGGGGUUGAGCUACUGUACACUAUUUCUAAUGUUUAAAUGCAAAUACAUCAUUGUAAAUUGCUCCCUGCCUUGUACCACUCUAAUCAUUUCCAAAAAAGAUUAAACUCACCCUAUGGUACCCAGUCCCAUGGUAGCAGGUAAAUUGAGUUUCACCAAAAAAAAUAACGAAUAAAGGAAUGAGAUCUGCAUUGAUAGUAUAAGUGCUUCGUGACACAUAUGUUCCGCAGUCGAACCUAGACAUUACCCUUUUGCACUAGUUCCUUAACCUUUUAUAAUUUGUAAACUUCAAAACUAAAAAUAUAAUUUCGGGGGGGACAAACGUGCUAUGAGCAAUGAUGACAACAUGUAGUCAAAAAAAGGUUAGCAGCAGAGGAAUGUGAAAGAUUAUGAAGAGGUGAGGUCCACAAGAAGAAAAUUUGCCUACACAUUCUUUGAUUGGAAGGAAGCUCCACUUGUGUGUUAAAAACAAAAACACACUUCUCGUUUAGAACGAAAUAUGUAUGAGUAAUUGAGGACUCCAUACAAUAAAGGGAGUAGAUUUCGAGUUCAUUCUGGCCUCCGGGUAUUAAUUUACUACGUACUUUUAGUAUGGGGCUAACUUAAACUGGUUGAAUUUGGAUAUUUUAUCCGAUUUAGAUCGAGAUAUUUUAAUGUUUAGUGAGUACUGAUUGGAACAUCAUCUCUAAGUCAUAGAGUUAAUGACGAAAAGUGGAGGAGCCAAGGAAGGUGAAGUGUUGUGGCAUGCGACUUGAGACUAUGAAUAAAGACGUGAGAGUGUGACGAGACUUGAGAGAGAGAGAGUGUUUAGUAAGAGCUUUGCACAAGCGUGGUUGGGAUUUAGACUUAGAAGCGAACCAAAAAUCAUUAUGCACGCCAUCGAGAAUUCGGGACGGGUUACUCAUCUCAUGUUUGGAUUUGAUGUAAGCGGGUCGGGUUCAGAUAAAUUUUUUUCACUUCGGAUUUGAAUGUUUUAAGGUCAAGCCGGGUUAGGAUUGGAUUG
Molecule: messenger RNA, 2740 nt
Organism: Cuscuta campestris
Lineage: Eukaryota; Viridiplantae; Streptophyta; Magnoliopsida; Solanales; Convolvulaceae
Source: the annotation of a GenBank genome assembly